This is a messenger RNA of Phacochoerus africanus (Common warthog), 1241 nucleotides long. RefSeq names its product SLX1 homolog A, structure-specific endonuclease subunit (gene SLX1A). Gene Ontology annotation, biological process: double-strand break repair via homologous recombination. The record is from RefSeq and is a predicted model, not a curated record. The coding region runs from base 312 to 1139 and encodes 275 amino acids. Lineage: Eukaryota; Metazoa; Chordata; Mammalia; Artiodactyla; Suidae. The transcript has 6 exons. Gene Ontology annotation, cellular component: Slx1-Slx4 complex. Gene Ontology annotation, molecular function: crossover junction DNA endonuclease activity; 5'-flap endonuclease activity.
UCCGCCCUCUCUCAAGCCCGCUUUUCCAACAAUCCUGGGGGGUUCUGCUCCUAACAUCUGUCAGCCAAUGAGAGUCUGCAUAAGGACCGAAUCGGUCCCAGCGGACGCCCAUUGGUGCCUGCCGCCUACAUAGCCUGGGUUCUGUGCGCCGGUUUGAAUACCCUAGGUCCAGCUAGGAGAGGGUGCACUAGCCUGCACUGCUGUGGCCUUUAGGGUACCUCGGGAUCGCCCCAAGCGCUUUUUCCUAGACAAGCAUCUGGCAGCCCUGGCAAGCCUGCUCUCUCCGGGGUCACAGGCCAGAGCAAGUUCCAAUGGGCCCCGCGGGGGGCGCGGCGAGGGCCGGGCGCUUCUUCGGCGUCUACCUGCUCUACUGCCUGAACCCUCGACACCGAGGUCGCGUCUACGUGGGGUUCACAGUUAACCCUGCUCGGCGGGAGCAGCAGCACAACGCGGGCCGUAAAAAAGGCGGGGCCUGGCGGACCAGUGGCCGCGGGCCUUGGGAGAUGGUGCUCAUCGUACACGGCUUCCCCUCCGCGGUGGCCGCCCUUCGGUUCGAAUGGGCCUGGCAGCACCCGAAGGCCUCGCGCCGCCUGGCCCAUGUGGGUCCGCGCCUGCGCGGCGAGGCAGCCUUCACCUUCCACCUGCGCGUGCUGGCACACAUGCUGCGCGUGCCCCCGUGGGCGCGCCUCCCGCUCACCCUGCGCUGGCUGCGCACCGACUUCCGCCAGGAUCUCUACCCGCCACAGCCACCGCACGUGCCCCUGGCCUUCGGGCCUCCGCCGCCCCGGGCCCUGGCCCGGAAGUGCGGCGCAGUUCCCUUGGCCAGCACGGAGUCCGAGUCCCAGCCGCAGCACACCGCGGAAGCUCUGUGCACCGUGUGCGCUUGCGCACUCCAGGAUGAAGAGGGUCCCCUGUGUUGCCCCCACCCUGGCUGCUCCCUCAGGGCGCAUGUGAUCUGCCUGGCAGAAGAGUUCCUGCAGGAGGAGCCAGGGCAGCUUCUGCCGCUGGAGGGCCAAUGCCCUGGCUGUAAGAACUCAGUGCUGUGGGGAGACCUGGUCUGGCUGAGCCAGAUGGGCACCGAGGAGGAAGAGGACUUGGAAUUAGAAGAGGAACACUGGACUGACAUGCUGGAGACCUGAUCCUCAGCGUCCCCAACGUCCGCCCACCCUUUACCCAUCCCCCCCCCCCACGGCUCUGGGAAGUUUUUACUUGAGUACAAUAAAAAGUCUGAGUUGAGAGUA